AUGGAGAGAUAUUGGCCUCACCUCUUCAUGUUCUCAAAUUUAUUGCUAACUCUGCUUCCAUCAUCAUCAUCAUCAUCAUCAUCUCUUUCCAUAGCCUCCUCUGGCUCUUCCUCCCUCCUUCAACAACCACCACAACCAAAGUGCCGUGAGGACGAGCGGUCUGCCCUGUUGGAGUUCAAACAAAGCUUCAGGUAUCCGAUUGACUCCUAUUAUUCCUAUGGACUUGAAGUCAAACUAGAACCAUGGAAGCUUGAUUCGUGGAAGCCAGAUGGAGGACAUGGGAAUUGCUGUAUUUGGGACGGGGUUGAGUGUGAUGCCAAGAGUGGCCAUGUGAUAGGGCUCGACCUCUGCUGCACUGGUCUUCAUGCUUCCAUCAACUCCAGUAGCAGCCUCUUCCGUCUGGUACAUUUACGGACGCUUAACCUUGCAUACACAAACUUCGACCAGUCUCCAAUACCAUUUGCAAUAGGCAAUCUUACUGGGCUAACAUAUUUAAACCUUUCUGCGUGUGAGCUGUCCGGCCAAAUCCCAAAAUGGAUCUUAGGCCUGACCAACUUGUCUUCGCUUGAUCUGUCCCUCAAUUCCAAAUUAGAGCUUAUGAGACCCAGCUUGGGAGACUUACUCCGGAGUCUGACCAACUUGGAGGAACUCGAUCUCACGUGGGUCAAUAUAUCAUCUUCACUUAUUGAUUUUCCAACAAACUUAUCCUCUCUGAGCUCGCUUACACUCCGUGAUUGUGGAUUACAUGGGCAUGUCCCAGGAUCACUGUUUACUCUACCAAACCUGCAAGUUCUAAACUUGGAUGACAAUUCCCUCUCUGGUCAUAUGCCAGAAUUUCACUGGAGCAGUCGUCUGAAAUCACUAUUCCUUGUUGAAAAUGAUUUCUCGGGGGAGCUCCCAGCUUCAAUUGGAAACUUGACACAACUCAUUGAGCUCGACCUGUCAUUUAAUAGAUUGCAGGGCCCGAUCCCUAUAUUUGCAGAUGGAACUCAGCUUACAACACUAUUCUUACCGUUUAAUCAAUUAACUGGUUGUCUCCCAUCUUCUCUAGGUAACCUUUUUCAAAUCCAGAGUCUGCAAUUAAGUUACAAUCAUCUGACAGGCCAAAUUCCGCCCCAGCUUUCGAACCUCAGCCAUUUAGUCAGUCUUGACCUCUCUUUCAACAUGCUCUCUGGAUUGGUACAACUGGACACGCUUUUGGAAUUAAGCAAUCUAAUGGUCCUUGUUUUAGAUUUCAAUAAUUUGUCGGUGAUCACUAAGUCAAACAUCACUGCAAGUCGACAUUCCACUGGACUUGCUCAGCUGAAUCUGGCCUCGUGCAAUUUGCACAGCUUCCCAAGAGUCUUACUGAAACUUGAGAAGUUGUCGAUUCUUGACCUCUCAUCCAACAAAAUUCAUGGGGAAGUGCCAAUGUGGUUUCAAGAUGUUGCUCGAGAAAAUCUUAUGUACUUAAACCUUUCAUGCAAUUCUCUGACAGGCUUUUCGGGAAACCUUGCUGCCUUAAGAUGGAAAAAACUUAUACACCUCGACCUCAGGUUCAACAUGAUGCGGGGACCACUACCCCUCCCUCUAGAGUCCAUUGUCAUGUACCAUGCCUCGAACAAUAGACUCUCUGGAGUUAUACCUUCGCUUCUUUGUAGUAGAAGGUUCAUUCAAGUGCUCAAUCUGGCAAAGAAUAACUUCACGGGUGUAAUUCCAGAGUGCUUUGGCAAUCUAACAAAGACUCUCUCUAUCCUAAGUUUGCACAACAACAACUUACACAGUGGAAUUCCUCGGUUGCCUGAUAAGAAUUGUUCAUUGAGAAUGUUGGAUUUGAACAACAAUCAACUUGAGGGCCCACUCCCAAGAUCGCUGGCAAGCUGUGCUGCAUUGGAGUUUCUGAACUUUGGGGAUAAUGCGAUUGAAGAUACAUUUCCUUCUUGGUUGGGUGCAAUUACCACCUUGAUGGUACUCAUUUUGCGUUCUAAUAGAUUUCAUGGUGCGAUGGUGGAACCUACAGACAAUUGUGAGUUCCCUGCAUUACAGAUCAUUGACCUCUCACGGAAUAAUUUUAAAGGUCGACUCCCUGCCAAGUACUUUCAAUGUUGGAAAUCCAUGAGAGUUUCGAAUGUGGAGGAGGGAGAGUACAUUGGUGAAUAUAUGGACUCACCUACAGCACUCGGAUACGUGCCUGACACAUAUGAUUACUAUAUGACUAUCAUGAACAAGGGAAUGGAAAUGGAGUAUGCAAAAAUCCUGGAUUACUUCCAGGUGAUCGAUUUCUCGAGCAACAAUUUCAGCGGGGAGAUUCCAAUGUCUACUGCAAAUUUGACGGGACUUCGUUUGCUCAACUUCUCCAACAACAUUUUGAGUGGACCCAUCCCAUCAUUUCUAGGUAAUCUGAUGAACUUGGAAGCUCUCGAUCUUUCCAAGAACAGACUGUCUGGGGAGAUCCCCCAGCAGUUAACUCAGCUCACUUUUCUCGAGUUCUUCAAUGUGUCCGGCAACAACCUCUCGGGGCUAAUUCCUCAAGCACCAACUCCAUCUACCCCAAACCAAAAGGAGCGAGACAGGGAUGCAUCAACUAUAAUCGAGUGGAAAGCGGUCGUGAUGGGAUAUGUUGGUGGGUUUGUCAUCGCAGCAGUGAUUGGUCACAAGAUAAUCACUGAAAACCCUGAUACGCGCUCUGCCAGCAGUUUGUUUCAUGCAAGAUGGUCCAUUCCGAAGGAGUUGCAGGUUACAAUUUCAUCAGCAGCAUAG
Punica granatum (pomegranate) is the source of this 2739-nucleotide messenger RNA. NCBI's taxonomy places the organism in Eukaryota, Viridiplantae, Streptophyta, Magnoliopsida, Myrtales, Lythraceae. The record is from RefSeq and is a predicted model, not a curated record.